Molecule: messenger RNA, 672 nt
Organism: Capsicum annuum
Lineage: Eukaryota; Viridiplantae; Streptophyta; Magnoliopsida; Solanales; Solanaceae
Exons: 2
Coding region: 1-672 (223 amino acids)
Source: RefSeq, a predicted model, not a curated record
AUGGCUAAACUGUUGAAGGGAGUAGAGGCAACUAACACGGGAGUAGCUGAGGUGAAAAAUGAUUUGUCUUUGAUAAAUCAAUUGGUUGAUUUGCAUUCCACUUCUACAAAACAGUUGGAGCAGCAAAUUAGUCAACUUUCUACGAUAUUUAAUCAAAGGAAGAUUGGAACUCUACCAAGUGACACAUCUGAUGAGUUUAAACAUGAGAAAAACAAGGAAAAGGAAGUGGUGGAGAAAACUCUCCCAAAACCACCACCCCCUUUUUCUCAGAGACUAAAGAAGAAGACUGAUGACACCAAGUUCAUUAAAUUCAUAACCAUGCUGAAGCAGCUGACUAUUAAUGUGCCUUUGGUAAAGGCACUAGAGAAAAUACCAGGGUAUGCCAAAUUCAUGAAGGACCUUUUGACAAAGAAAAAGGCAGCAAGCUAUGAACCGACGAAUAAUUUCCAUCACUGCAGCGCGAUUGCCACAAGGUCCUUAGUACAGAAGAAGGCAUAUCUGGGAGCUUUCACUAUUCCUUGCACGGUUGGGUCUUUGAAUUUUGCUAAAGAUUUAUGUGAUCUAAGGGCUAGCAUUAAUCUGAUGUCGCUAACUAUUUAUAAAAAACUGGGUUUGAGAGAUCCUACACCAACCAAUAUACGGCUUGUGAUAGUGGAUAGGUCGGUAAAAUAA